This is a messenger RNA of Magnolia sinica, 1419 nucleotides long. RefSeq names its product 3-oxo-Delta(4,5)-steroid 5-beta-reductase-like. Lineage: Eukaryota; Viridiplantae; Streptophyta; Magnoliopsida; Magnoliales; Magnoliaceae. The transcript has a single exon. The record is from RefSeq and is a predicted model, not a curated record. Bases 53 to 1177 code for a protein of 374 amino acids.
UCUCUCCCUCUCUCUCUCUCUCUCUCUCUCUCUCUCUCUCUCUCUCUCUCUCAUGGAGCUUGAAACCCCCGAAACACCCGUAGCCCUAGUCGUUGGGGUAACUGGCAUGGCUGGCUUGAGCCUGGCCGAGGCUCUCAAGAAGCCGACGGCACUCGGCGGUCCAUGGAAGGUCUACGGAGCAGCUCGGCGGCCCAAGCCAACCUGGUUCUCCCCUUCCCUCCUUGACCUAUACAUCCAAUUCAAUGCUCUCGAUCCUCAUGACACAUGUAAAAAUCUCUCCAUCAUAUCUGAACAUGUGACCCACCUCUUUUGGGUGGUCCUCCAGGCACACGAUAACGAAGAAGCUAACAUCGCCACCAACUCAUCGAUGUUGUCUAAUGUCCUCCAUGUAUUGACAUCCAACUCAACUACAUCUCGCCUCCGCCAUGUAACCCUCCAAACCGGGACCAAGCACUACAUUGGUCCCGACCUAGACCAUGCAGGCCCUUCAGAUCCACCGUUCCAUGAGAACAUGACCCGACUCCCAUAUCCCAAUUUCUACUACGUUCUUGAAGACCUCCUCGCCUCUUACUCGCCCGCAUUUACAUGGUCAGUCCACCGAUCAUCGAUAAUCAUAGGCGCAUCAUCGAGGAGCAUUUACAACAUGCUGCUCACGUUAGCAACGUAUGCGUUGAUAUGCCGUCGAGAGGGUGCACCGUUCCGGUAUCCGGGGAGUAGGUACACAUGGGAGCAUUUCUGUGAUGCGUCCGAUGCAGGCCUACUUGCCCAGCAACAGAUAUGGGCCGCAGUGUCAGACAGUGCGAAGAAUCAAGCCUUCAAUUGCACCAACGGCGAUGUUUUCACGUGGAAGGCUUUUUGGACCGUUUUAUCAGAGAUUUUCGGUGUGGAGCCCGUUCCGCCAUGUGGGGAUAUCGCAGAAUUCAAUUGGGUGGAAGAAAUGAAAGAGAAGGGAGGAGUUUGGGAUGCCAUUGUAAGAGAGAAUGGGCUACAUGAGACUAAAUUGGAAGAGAUUACAUGUUUUGGUGCUUCCAAUGCUGUAAUGAACUUCGGGUUUCAACAUGUUAGUAGUAUGAACAAAAGUAGGGAGUUUGGGUUUUUGGGGUAUGUGGACACGCUCAAGAGUCUAAGGAAAUGGAUAGAAAGACUUAGGGAAAUGAAUAUUCUUCCCAAAACAUGAGGGCAGAUUUGCAAAUCGGGUGGGCCAGCAUGGUGUGAUUUAGCUAGUGGGCAGGAUUAGGCCUGAGUCUUAAUCAUUCGAUGGGCUUUGGUUAUGGCGUGUUGCGACUACAGAUAGUGGCCCAGUGCCAGAGUAGUUUAUCUUGCAUUGAAAGCGAGUUUGGACUGUUUUUGCAAUUUUCUACCUUCAUUACUUGUUUAGUGGGAUAUGCUACGUCACUGCAUCCUUGCGUUUGGCUUUGA